This is a messenger RNA of Paramormyrops kingsleyae, 1515 nucleotides long. RefSeq lists its product as uncharacterized. The record is from RefSeq and is a predicted model, not a curated record. Gene Ontology annotation, biological process: positive regulation of cellular extravasation; regulation of vascular permeability. NCBI's taxonomy places the organism in Eukaryota, Metazoa, Chordata, Actinopteri, Osteoglossiformes, Mormyridae.
UAUACCCCCCCCCACCGAUGCUCUCCACACAUUACUGCUGGGGACAGUGUGCAGGACCUUACAAGGUCAGCUGGUCACCCCUGGAAACCAUCCCAAAAGUCUGAAACGCCAAACAGCAGCCAUGUACAGGAGUUACACGCAGGCCAAGUUGCCUAUGGAUACCAAAAAACUUCACAAGACCAAGGAGAGAAGUUGUGGCUACUACCUGAAGAUCGUCUUAUUUUUCUCUUCACUGAUUCAGUCACUCAUCAUCGUCAGCCUGGUGCUCUUCCUGGUGUACGGCCAGUCGGGGAACUCGGGCGAGGAGAAGAGAGUGCAGGAGCUGGAGAAGAGCUGCAACAAGCUCAUGGAGGAGAAGAAGAGCCUGCAGCAGCAGAGCGUGAUGCUGUACAAGAAGCUGAAUGAGACGAGCAUCACCAUCGGCAAAAAAGACAAGGAGCUGAUCAGCCUGCGGUCGAUGGCCAAUCACUCCUACUUUCACUUUCAGGGCUUACAGAAGAGGCUGAAUUCAUGUGAAGACGAAAUGCAAGCUCACAAGAAACGACAGUUUCCUGGCCCAGUCCCUGAUAACUGUCAAAGAGAAUUGACGAAGGCGAACCUACAGGUCCAGCAGCUGCUUCGGGAAAAGUUCAACUUCAGCCAGACUUGCCAGGAGCUAAACACAGCUCAAGAAACAGCAAAAAAGAAGAUCAUCGGCCUCGAACAGUCCAAUGCUGAUCUUCGGCGGCAAAAGACAUCCAUGGAGAAGUCGCACGCCAUGUUCAGUCGGGAGUGUAAACAGGACUAUGUGAAUGCAUUAGGGGGCAUCAGCACCGUCACUAAGGCCUUCCUGGAUAAGAUCGAGAACUUCUUCAGCUGUGCCAGCACCUUCUUCAUCACGUGUGAAAAACGAUCAAUGUACCUGGAGCAAGUUCAUACCAACUGCACCGGCCUGUCUCGAGAAAUGGAAUCCAAGUUCCAGAGCUACCUGAACCACGUGGGCCACAUCAUGUCCAACAUCCGGAAGAACAACACCGACCUGAUGGCGCAAAACGAAGAACUGAUGAAGGAACUGCAGGAGUGCCGGCAGUCUUCGUUGGCGAGGGUGGAGGAGGGCAGCCGGCGCCUGCAUGAGGAGCAGGAGAGGCACGGCCGCGAAAAGGAGCAGAUGCUCAAGGACAAGAAGAAGCUGGAGAGUGAUAAGGAGCUCCAGGAGCAGCAGCUCAAGCUGAGGUUCUUGGAGUUGAACCACAUCAAUAGCGAGAAGCAGAGGCUGAAUGCCUCCCUGCUCUCCUGCAUUAGGAUGACCGGGGGAGGGGGCAGUUUGGUCCCACCCGGACGGUCGGAGUUCGGAGAUACGAUGAGCCACAUGAAGGAGCUGCAGAAGUACGCCGUGGGCCGCUGAACCUGAGUACAGGAUGCACAUCGAGCAGGAGAAAGAAGAACACUCUGGUGACCAUUUGAAGACACAUCACCAAGGCAAUCCUGUUUGUCAUUCAUCAAUAAAUAUAGAGCUUGUGUGUGUGUGGGGGGGGC